AUGAAGAAGCACCAUCACCACUCGGUGCAGGGCACCUUCAGCCGCCUCUUCGGGAAGCGCCACUCCAGCCCCACCGCCACGUCCCUGUUCGCCACCAACCCGCCCUGGAUCUUCACGCAGGAGGUGACCUCGGACAGCGCGGGUGGCACCGGUGAUGUGAUCGAGGUGUAUUACGGUGACAACCGCUUUGGGACAGUGACAGACUCUGGCACAGCAACACUUAAGCCUCGUCCCAGGGUCCGGCCGCUGCUGACUUUCCUCCCCCUGAAUGCCCAAGAAUCCCAUGGGGUGGCUGUGCCAACGCCCUCAGUGCCAGAAGACUUUGAGGAAAAAGCAGCUCUUGGCUCUGGCUCCCGGAUCAAUGGCAACUACCGGAUGUACAGCUCCGUGGGGGACCUGCGCCCACAGGCUCUGGAGGGGGAUGACCUGGAUGAAGACAUCCCCCCACCACCAUCAGUGCCCCCACCGCCCCCUCCAACAGCACCGGCGCCUGUGCCACCCCCUCCGGCCUCGCCGGUCCCUCCACCCCCCGAAGUGCUGCCGCCACCGCCGCCUCCGCCACCCGAGCUGGUGCCACCCCCUCCUGCCGUGGCAGCUCCGCCACCUCCAGCCUCUGCCCUGUCCUCCCCCAGCACACCAGCUCCUCCAGACUUCAUCCCCCCAGCCCCACCGGGUGCCUCGCUGCUCAUCCAGGACCCCGCGCCCUUCACCUCCGGCAUCUCCAAGUGGAAAUCCGAGACGGUGCUGAACACGAGGCAGGCAGAUGCCGAGGGGCCUCUCCGCCCUGCCGAGCCCGGGGUGCCCGCUGCCCCCAGCCCCAAGGAGAGCCUGCAGCCCAAGCACUGCCCCGAGCCCCACCUCACGUUCCCCAGGUCCUUCAAGGUGCCCCCGCCGGCCCCGGCCCGCUCCUCCUCCAUCCCCGUGCAGGAGAACCAGCCGGUCCGGCAGGAGCCCUUCCCGAGGCAGCCGCACACCCGGCCCCCCCUCCCACCCUGCUUCACCAUCAGACCCGCGGCCAAGGCUCGUGGCGGGGGAGAAGCCGAGCAAAGGAAACCUGCCACGAAGCCAGCUGUGCUGACACCCCCUCCCCUGAGCCCCAAGCCGGGCCCAGGGCUCAGCCAAGGGGCGAGUCCCGCCGGCCGCCGGUCCCCUCUGCCCGAGGUGGAGAAGAUUCCCCCGCUGAAAACAGCCGGGAGAGACUCCCCUCCAAAACCUGAGCCUCUCACUGCCAACGACCUGGAUCUGCCCCCUCCGGACUACCCGACCUGCGAGGAUGACUGGAAGGACGCCAACAACCUGAACCAGCUGCGGCACGAGCUGUCGGCCCUGCUGCGCUCCCCGCGCAGGGAGGAGAGGCCCGUGGAGAAGCCGCCUGCUUCCCAGCCCACCGACAGCAGGACCAGCCGUGCUGGCAGCCGGGAGCCUGCUGUCAGUGAGCCCCAACCUGCUGGGAAGGACACGGGGUUGUCUAAAGGAGGGGACAGCGAGAAGAAAGAGGUGCCCAGCAGCCCCCCCAGCACAAACGGGGGCUCUCCCAGCACGACGGUCACUGCUCCGGAGAGCAGCCCUGCCACCCACACCCGCAGCGUGAUGACGAUCAGGAACGAGCUGGAGGCUGUGCUGUCCCUGAAGAAAGAGGGGAAACCUGCCCUAGGGCUUGGGGGCCAGAAGCAGGGCACUGAGAAUGGCAUCAGCACCCCACAUGAGAGGAAGAGCCCCCCUGACCUGAGGAAGGGCCCCCCUGAAGCAGGUGACUCGCUGCUGCCAAAGCCGGUCCUGAGCCCGCUUCCAGCACCAGUGGCUGCUGUGGAGAAGGAUGAGACAGAUCAUGAGGACCAUCCCACUCCUAUCACUGGCAAGGCCACAGAGGACUUGACCCCUGCUCCUGGGUCUCUCAACAGCAGCCUGAGCCCCCCAGACCCACCUCAGGGACCAGCAAAGGAGCCCCCUGCUCCCACCUCCCCCUCGGCCCCCGUCUCCCCCGCAGAGAGCCCGGCAGCACAGCCCAGCAUGGCCGUGUUCCAGUACAAAGUGCACCGGGCUGGGGCCAGCUCAGCCGAGCCUCCCUGUGCCCCAGGCUCAGCUGAACCGCCCGGCCCUGGGAGCUCGGCCAGGAGCCCCCCGGGCGCCUCUGGAGCGGGGCAGGAGGAGGUGCUGAUCCACCCGGUGACGGGGGAGCGGGUGGAGCGGGGGUCCCCCAUGGCCCUGCUCCUGGCAGCCCGGCAGCGCGCCCAGCGGGGCCGCCAGGGCGGGGACGUGGGGUCUGCACUGCGGGCGAAGCCACCCCUGAAACUCAGCAGUGCCUCGUCGGACACCACCUCCACCAGCUUCUUCCGCCACGAGUCCAAGCCCUACUCCUUCACCGUGGUGCCCCGGCCGUCUGCAGCAGGUUCAGCAGGGUCUGGAUGGAGCAAACCUCCCUCCUUCUCCAGCUCCUCGGACCAGGGCCGGGACGUGCGGGCGGUGGGCGAGGCACAGCCCCCCGGCCUGCCCGGGCACCGACGAGCUGCUGCCUCCAGCCUGCUCCGGGGCCUCCUGGACUCCGGGCAGCCAAACCAGCCCAGCCCAUCCCGCCACGCCGUGCCCAGGGAGGAGGAGAACGGGGAGACGGCGCUGGACUACGGGAUUAUCCCCCCACCCCCCGAAUUCAGCAACGAGGCGGACGAGGGUCCCCUCCCAAGCCGGGAGGAGAACCGUAAGUGCCCCAGCUUCCCCGACUGCAGCCGGGGCGCGGAGGAGCCGCGGUACUUCAGGUGGCCUGGCUACGGGGGCCGCUACGGGGGCAACCACGAGGCGCCAGCCCCGCUGCCCUCGGAGAAGAGCCGGAGGAACGGCGACUUGACGCCCCAGUUCCCGGAUUACAGCAGCUCCAGCUGCUACUCCGGCCGCGAUCCGAACCCCCGCCCGCUGAUCAAGAAGCGCCUGUACGUGUCCGAGCCCGACAGCUCCUACCCCCGGGCGGCCGCAGCCCCCCGGGCCACGGGCACCCUCUCCUCCUACGGCCCCGGGGGGUUCAGCGCUGGGGAGGGGUCCCGCCGCCUGGGCCCUGCCCUCAGGAACGGCCCCUCAGGGGUGCAGGGCAGGCGGCCGUCUGUGGAUGCUGCUGGGAAGGCUGCGGUGUACGGGAGCGCCGGGGCCGACGCCAAGUACAAGGGGCAGAACGGGGAUUUCUCGCCCGCCAGCGUGCUGGCAGCCAGCAGACCUGCCCACGGCAGCCCCCAGUACGGCGGACCCACCAACACCUUCACGGUCAGGCCCGGGACACGCCAGCCCAUCUCCUACGCCUACCAGAGCAGCCACCGGUAGGCUCGUCCCCAGGGCUGCUCUGCCACCUGCACCCGGCUGGGAAGGGAGGAGAAGGUGCCUGGCAUGGUCCUGUCCUUCUCCAUGGGCCCCAGGGACGGUCCCAACCCAGCCAGCAAACGUGCUGCUUGAAACUACUGCUGGAGAAGGUGGGGGAUAACCCUGGGACUCGGACUUUUGUCUCAAAAGACUGUCACGGAGAGUAAGUUACUGCAGACAGGCCGCUGCCUUGUUACCUGAGCAAACAUGGUUUGCCUUUUUCCCCAUUUUCCCCUUGGAUUAUUUUCAGAAUUGCAGCCUGAUAGGUCGUCUUAAGAAAGCCAAAGAGUGUCCUUAGUUCUCUUUGAAGAGCAUCACCACUGGAAAAGUUGGUUUGGGAUUGGUUUGAGUUGGUUUAACUCCAACAUGCUUGGGAGUAGGGAGAAACCAACUGGGAGAUGUGCAUUAUGGAAGCAAGCCAGUGUAUAGCUCAGGGUAGGGGGAUUAAAAUAAGAGUGUGAGGCCAAUGGGAUAGAAAGAGAGUUUAGGAUGUCCAGAUCCUGACCUCUUCCAUCCCCACCUCCUUCAACAGCCUGGAGCAAAUCAAUUAUGCUGAUGCCUUAAAACAGCUCCUGGCUGUCGGGGCCUGUCCUCCUCUUCCAGGGAGCAGCUUUGGGAGCAGGGGCCUUGCUUUGCUGUGCCUUUUGGUCAUUGGAAAUGUCUCUGUUGGUAAUUAUUCCUCGUGGAAGGAGGCUGUGAGGCCUGGAUGGACGGCUCUGAAGCCCUUUGGAGACUUAGGACGUGGAGCAAUCCUUCUUUUCUUUUCAGCUGGUGGGUGCCAGUGACUUGCCAAGGUGCUGUGCUGGUGGUGCUUCCCCUGAGGAGUCUCUUGCCACUUCACACCCAUGUAACCCCCACCCCUGAUAGUUCAGCCACAGCGUCCUUGCAAACUGCUCUGCUGAGACUUGGCUUUAGUUUGCUUGAUUUGGGGACUAAGCAGCCAAAUUUCAGUGUGACUGUAGGUGGUUACAGUCCUUGUGUGGGGUGGCUGCAGUGACAUCCCUGAGGGAGCUGGCUCCCGCUGCUUCCAUAGGUGCUGGAUGUGCCUGUGCCUGCUUCCUGCUGCUGCCUCUGAAGGAGCUGGUUGGGGCUGUGCAGUGGGUGGGAGAUACAAGAAGCCUUAAAGAUAAAAGGUAUUUUAUACUCCAGAGUGAGCAGUGCAGUCUCACAAUAGCUGACCAAAGCUUUGAAUAACCAGCUUCCUGAAGCUAGAAAUAAAAACUCUUCCUCGUAGGUAAACUUGCUGAAAAUCUCUGUAAGAUAACUGUAAAAACUUGUAGAGAAUGUUGUCUAAUCACUGACAAACUAAAAGCACUUUGAGACAUUAGUCUAUUUUUAUGGAAAGCACUUUCUAUUUUCAAUGCUAUAAAUUAGUUCCACUCCAGCUUAUCCUGCCUGGCACACACCUCUACAUGUGCCUGUAAGCAGAUUUUGCUCUACAAUUCAACUGGAAUUCAGUGAUAAAUAUUCCUUCAUGGUGGAAUUCUCAAAAGCUAUCUUGAUAUUCAUGUCAUGUCAUUGGCAUUCUGUGUUAUUUCCAGUUUUACCCAGUAAUUUAACAGCCCUUUCAGAUACUGCAGCAGCUUCGAAGUAUUCUGAACUUUACUUUGCUGUGAAUAAAAUGAAAAUGCAAAUACCAUAA
Messenger RNA from Pipra filicauda (Wire-tailed manakin), 4984 nucleotides. RefSeq names its product chromosome unknown C6orf132 homolog (gene CUNH6orf132). The record is from RefSeq and is a predicted model, not a curated record. The transcript is spliced from 5 exons. NCBI's taxonomy places the organism in Eukaryota, Metazoa, Chordata, Aves, Passeriformes, Pipridae. The coding region runs from base 1 to 3306 and encodes 1101 amino acids.